CCGCUAACAGCCGCCGUGCGCCAUUGAUUGCCGCGCCGAUCUGCUUUAUUUCCCCGUUCGUAGCCGGCGUCCGGCCGAGAUCCAGAAAAAGUUUUCGGUUGUUGAAUUCACCAGCUAGCCGCAGAUCGAUCCAUUCGAGAAAGCUUCCCAAUUCAUUUCACCGUACGUACUGUACGCGGCAUCCCGUGUCACUUCUCGGUUGGCCACGUUCUUCUAUUAAUUAACGCGCGGCAAAGGUGUUGUCUAUCAUAUCUUGAUCAACCCAGCAAUGGCGGCGCUGAUUCGCUGCGCCGCAUUGGUGAUUUUGGUGGGGUUGGCGGAGGGGCUCGGGGUGAACUGGGGCACGAUGGCGACGCGGCGGCUUCCGCCCAAGACGAUGGCGCGGCUGCUCCGGGACAACGGCUUCAGCAAGGUGAAGAUCUUCGACGCGGACGAGAGCACCAUGUCGGGCCUCGCCGGCACCGGCAUCGAGGCCAUGAUCGCCGUGCCCAACGACUUGCUCGCCGCCGUCAGCGACUUCGACGGCGCCCGUAAGUGGGUCCGCGCCAACGUCACCAAGUACGCCUUCCGCGGCGGCGUCAACAUCAAAUUCGUGGCGGUUGGCAACGAGCCGUUCCUGAAGGCGUACAACGGCACGUACGACAACGUGACGGUGCCGGCGCUGAAGAACAUCCAGCGCGCGCUGAACGAGGCCGGGCACGGGGCGUCCGUGAAGGCCACGGUGCCCGUGAACGCGGACGUCUACGACUCGCCGCCGGACAACCCGGUGCCGUCCGCGGGCGCGUUCCGGGCCGACAUCGCGGGCGUCAUGGCCGACAUGGUAGCCUUCCUCAACCACAGCGGCGCGCCCUUCAGCGUCAACAUCUACCCCUUCCUCAGCCUCUACGGCAACGACGACUUCCCCCUCGACUACGCCUUCUUCGACCCCGGCAACGGCACGGGGCCGGCCCCCAACCCCGUGGUGGACGCCGCCAACGGGAUCAACUACACCAACGUGUUCGACGCCAACUUCGACACGCUGGUGUCGGCGCUGAAGCGGAUCGGGUUCGGAGACCUGCCGGUCGUGAUCGGCGAGGUCGGCUGGCCCACGGACGGCGACAAGCACGCCACGGUGCCCUACGCGGAGCGCUUCUACGCGGGCCUUCUCAAGCGGAUCGCGUCGGGCCGGGGCACGCCGCUCCGGCCCAAGGCCCGGAUCGAGGUGUACCUCUUCGGGCUCAUGGAUGAGGACGCCAAGAGCGUGGCCCCGGGCAACUUCGAGCGCCACUGGGGCAUCUUCACCUUCGACGGCCGGCCCAAGUUCCCGCUGGACUUGGGCCUCCACGGCGGCACGCCCGCCAUGCCGAAGCCGGCGCGGGGCGUGCACUACCUGCCCCGGCGGUGGUGCGUGCUCAACACUAAUUCCACCAAUGUUAGCAACGAGACGGCGCUCGCGGACAACGUGGGCUAUGCGUGCUCCCGCGCCGACUGCACGGCGCUUGGGUUCGGCUGCAGCUGCGGCACGCUGGAUGCUGCCGGGAACGCGUCCUAUGCGUUUAAUGUUUACUACCAGGCGCAGGGGCAGGUGGACUCGGCGUGCGACUUCCAGGGGCUUGCUGUGGUCACUCACGAGGACGCGUCGCGGGGCGCCUGCAACUUCACCGUGCAGGUUGCCGGCGAGUCGUUGGGGACGACAGCCGUGAACGCAACGUCGGCCGCGCCCCCGGUGGCGGCGUGGGAGUGGGUCGCCGGCGUACUGGCCGCGCUGCUUCUGCUGGUCUCAGAUUAAGGCGAGGAGGAAGAAGGGUCAUCUACUCUUUAGGUCUGUAUGUACGUAGAUACGUGGCAGUCUUGGAAAUGUUGUACUACGUCGUCUAUUGCUUUUUCUGCUCAGCUACCAAUACCAUUACAUUACAUACAUCAGAGUAUAGCUUCUUCAUAAGUCAGUCAGAGUCUAGAGAGACAGAGAAAUGGACAUCAGUCUAACUGCAACCAGAAACCACUACCAGUGCGUUCAUACGGCAUCGACGUUCAACUGUUCAUGCUGGUAUUUGUUCCGAAAUAAACAAGUUUUCAGA
Messenger RNA from Brachypodium distachyon (stiff brome), 2057 nucleotides. Its product is annotated as glucan endo-1,3-beta-glucosidase 8. NCBI's taxonomy places the organism in Eukaryota, Viridiplantae, Streptophyta, Magnoliopsida, Poales, Poaceae. The record is from RefSeq and is a predicted model, not a curated record. Gene Ontology annotation, biological process: carbohydrate metabolic process. Gene Ontology annotation, cellular component: plasma membrane. Gene Ontology annotation, molecular function: hydrolase activity, hydrolyzing O-glycosyl compounds. The coding region runs from base 269 to 1768 and encodes 499 amino acids. The transcript is spliced from 2 exons.